AUGAAGAUCCUUAGUCACAAUAUUACAAAUAAUGGAACGACGAUUUUGGGAAUGAACUUGAGGGAGUUGGACAGAAUGGUUAUUCAAACUAAUUGUUGUCAACUAAUCAAACUCUCCAUCUGCUCCAAGAGAAUCUCCACUCAAAUCAAUAGUGCUCGUUUGUACUCUCAGAAAGUUGUAGUCGUUCUGAACUUAAGAAAACAAAUCAGUGUUCUCUCUAGAAAUGACAAAGAUAAUUGUGAAAUCUUCACGUAUCCAGAUUCCGGGAAAAGACACAAUUCAAAUGCUCAACAAGUUUCUAUCGCAUGUUGUACUGUAAAUGCUGUUUCUAUCCCAAUAGGAAUCAAAACAUUCUGGAAGAAUCAAGAAGAAGGAUUUCUAUCUGUCAUUCGACAUCUAUUGAAAAUGUUUCAAUGCAAGAUAUCAACAGGACAGUAUUGUUGGAGACAAGAAUCAUUCCAACCGAUACUAACUGAAUUGUUUGAUCUACAACAGGAAUUUGGGACUAUCACUGUUGGUCUGCACGAGACGGUAGAUCAUAAGUGGCUGAAUCACAUCUUCAGUUAUUUGGGAUUGGUUGAAAGACUAGAAAUUUUAUCUACGAACUUUCUCCCUCCCUCCACUUUCAUUCCAACCUUCCCUCCAUGGCCAAGACGGAGAAUUAUCAUCGAGUCAAACUCAUCCUGGCUCACUCUUGACAUUCUCUUCACCUGCACAUGCUCUUAUAUUGAUAUCGCAAAAACUAAUCUGGAAAACAAGGAGUUAGAUGAUAUACUCACACAUUGGAAAGCUGGAGGGUUACCUAAUCUGAAAUACCUAGAAAUCGGUAGUACCAAAUUCAAACGGAAUGGAGAUCCUAUUCUAGAAAUGGUUCCGAAUGAAUGGGAAGGCCAACUCACGAUUCGAACCGAUGAUGGAUCAAAGACUGCUAAGGUUCACCUUCGGGGAAACUAUCUCGUAAUGUAUACACUACUGAUUGAUCUAAACUUUUGA
Caenorhabditis remanei is the source of this 993-nucleotide messenger RNA. RefSeq lists its product as uncharacterized. NCBI's taxonomy places the organism in Eukaryota, Metazoa, Nematoda, Chromadorea, Rhabditida, Rhabditidae. Bases 1 to 993 code for a protein of 330 amino acids. Gene Ontology annotation, biological process: embryo development. The transcript is spliced from 2 exons. The record is from RefSeq and is a predicted model, not a curated record.